Elgaria multicarinata webbii is the source of this 5669-nucleotide messenger RNA. It is a transcript of the gene GNA13, whose product is annotated as G protein subunit alpha 13. The record is from RefSeq and is a predicted model, not a curated record. Gene Ontology annotation, molecular function: G-protein beta/gamma-subunit complex binding; guanyl nucleotide binding; GTPase activity. Gene Ontology annotation, cellular component: brush border membrane; heterotrimeric G-protein complex. The coding region runs from base 58 to 1191 and encodes 377 amino acids. Gene Ontology annotation, biological process: Rho protein signal transduction; adenylate cyclase-activating G protein-coupled receptor signaling pathway. The transcript has 4 exons. Lineage: Eukaryota; Metazoa; Chordata; Lepidosauria; Squamata; Anguidae.
GGCGCAGUGCGGCGCGAGGCCGCGGCGGCCGCUCCCUGGCUGGCAGUGCUCGCUAAGAUGGCGGAUUUCCUGCCAUCACGGUCCCCGCUCUCGGGCUGCUUCCCCGGCUGCCUGCUCAACAGCAGCGAGGCGGAGCAGCAGCGAAAGUCCAAAGAGAUCGACAAGUGCCUCUACCGCGAGAAGACCUACGUCAAGCGGCUCGUCAAGAUCUUGCUGCUGGGCGCGGGCGAGAGCGGCAAGAGCACCUUCCUCAAGCAGAUGCGCAUCAUCCACGGGCAGGACUGGGACCGGCCCGCUCGAGAGGAGUUCCGUGCCACCAUCUAUAGCAACGUCAUCAAGGGUGUAAGAGUCCUUGUGGAUGCUCGAGAGAAACUUCAUAUUCCCUGGGGAAAUCCAGCUAACCAAACAAAUGGUGACAAACUGAUGGCCUUUGAUACCCGCUCAGGAGUGGCAAUACACGGGAUGGUGGAGACCCACAUUUUUUUACAGUACCUUCCAGCAAUAAGAGCCUUAUGGGCAGAUAGUGGUAUCCAGAAUGCCUACGACAGACGCAGAGAAUUUCAGCUGGGAGAAUCGAUAAAAUACUUUCUGGACAACUUGGAUAAACUUGGAGAACCAGACUAUCUUCCCUCACAGCAAGAUAUUCUAUUGGCACGAAGACCUACAAAAGGGAUCCAUGAGUACGAUUUUGAGAUUAAAAAUGUUCCCUUCAAGAUGGUUGAUGUAGGUGGCCAAAGGUCAGAGCGAAAACGUUGGUUUGAGUGCUUUGACAGUGUCACCUCAAUAUUGUUCCUGGUUUCGUCAAGUGAAUUUGACCAGGUACUUAUGGAGGAUCGACUAACAAAUCGCCUUACAGAAUCUCUGAACAUUUUUGAAACUAUUGUCAACAACCGGGUUUUCAGCAAUGUCUCCAUCAUUCUCUUCCUAAACAAAACAGACUUACUUGAGGAAAAAGUUCAAAAAGUGAGCAUCAAAGACUAUUUCCCAGAAUUUGAAGGGGAUCCUCACAAUGUAACAGAUGUCCAAAAAUUCCUGGUAGAUUGUUUUCGUACCAAACGCCGGGAUCAGCAGCAGAAGCCCUUAUAUCACCACUUCACCACUGCUAUUAAUACAGAAAACAUCCGCCUGGUAUUCCGUGAUGUCAAGGAUACCAUCCUUCACGAUAACCUCAAGCAGCUCAUGCUACAGUGAUGUGCAAAAAGACUUUGAUUUGUGUUACUAGUUUACAGCAGGAGUUGGAAAAAACUGGUCUUGUCAGACCUGCUGCUGUUAUAGUUAUUGCCAAUUUCUCUUGAAAUUCAGGCUUUAAUCUUUUCCACUGUAUUUUCCAUCUUGAAUCAGUUUUAAUUUCUUAGCAGACUUUCGUUUUGUAAAGCUAACUACAAGUUUUAACCUCUUCCAUCUUUUCAGAUUGAUGAAGCCUGUACUCUUUUAACAUCUAGUAACCUGUAGACAUGCGGUUGAAAGAAUUUACUUUAGAAACUUGCUAAGUUUAAAGCGGUUUGGCAUGUGAAAGGGCUAUAGGAAGAUUUAAUUCUGGACAGCUCUCCAAACUUGGCCAACCACCAUCACCACCACCAAUUAUUCUGUAUGGCAAACAGCUCUACUCUGUCAAAUAAUUAAGCUAUAUUUGAAGUUUACAAAUGCAAUUCUGGUCCCAUGCCAAUAGAGGGUGCUCACAAAUGGUACCAGAAAAGAGAACAGUUGUGGUCUACUACCACUGAAUAUUUUAAGCAAAUUGAAUCUGCAUAGGGACUUCUGGUCUUGAUUGGUGAUUUGUAGGUCAUAUGGUUUAACAAAACCUGUGCUUUUAUAGUUUGGAACUAAACUAGCCUAAAUCACAGUUGCUUGCGGCUUUCAAAGCUGUCAGUUGCUGUGAAUAAUCCAUUGUUUAAGAAUGCUCCUUGAAUUUUUUGCUCAGUUUGCUCAGAUAUUGUGGUCGGGUAAUGGUGGAAGCCAAGCAUGAUAUGUGUUUCUGCUAAACAGUGACAGUGUUUAUAAAUGUGGCUUGUUAAACUAGUGUGGCAACAUUGAGUGUACAUGCAGCUGUAGUUGACACAGCACUGGCCAUUAUAUUGGCCGGAAAAGCAAAACUUAUUUUGAAAAGGGUUAAAGUGAUUGAAUGAUCUCCAAGGAAUGCCUUAUUGCAAAAAGUGAAAUUUUUAAAAGGGCUCCACCUUCCACCUCAAUUUCUACGCACCGCAAUAACUCAGCCUUGCAAGCAAACAUUCAUUGGAAAUAAAAUUUAUUGACUCUUUUUUUCAUCUCAAUUGAGGAUACUGGUAAUACUUUUGAUUUCUCAGGUAUUGGUUUAAAAGCCCACAUAUUACCAGUUACUCUGGACAUCCUAGUUUAACUAAAGUUUAUCACAGGUGUUCUUCUGUUUAAAGCAUAGCAUAAUAUCUACAAAAAGGGAUUGACACGUAUACCUAUUCUAAUGUUUACUGCUAUAAAUGUUUCAAUGGUUAACAUGAUGAGAGACUAGCAUCGCAAUUUACCUUUUCUAUGCACAGACAAAACUUGGUGCAUUGCUAUUUCUCUCAUUUGCCAAGUGCUACUAUUAUGUAAUCUUUGUGGAAGGAACUUAGUCAGCAAAAUGUCCAUAUUUUUUAAAACCAACCUAAUUUUGCUACGUGUUAGAUUCACGUAACCCAAGAAAUUGUGCCAAUUAAGUGCUUUAAUAGAACAGGCUCAAACUUUCUCUGUUCUUCAGUGGGCCUAGUCCGUCUAUUGUUCCUUGAUGUAGGAUCUUUUAACCUAAAGUGCCUCUUAAUUUCUUAUACUUGUAGUGGCCUUAAUGAGAAUCCCACUUUACCAGAGAGUGGCUUUUGCGAGGGGACGAGGAGAGCUCAUUUGCCAGGGUAGACUUCCAGACACUGCAUAGAGAUGAUAAUUAACUACUGCAUAUUUGCUAGGAAAUACAAAAAAAAGUUAUGACCAGAAUUCUAAAUGUUCUAAUAGACUACACAUGUUCUGGAGGUAUCAUUUCUCCCAAUCAAGCUUUCUUUCAGAAUUCCCUCAAAAUUUGUAUAUUGCGGGAUUAGAAUAAUUUUUGCUAGAUCUCUGCUAAAUUGAGCUGGAUGAGGAGAUUGUUAUCCUUGUUAACUGGACAGUAACUGUUUUAAUCAGAUUUCCCUACCAGUUUAAUACAACAAACUAUGAUAUCUAUGUGAAACUAACAAUGUAUAUGAAGAAAUAAGAAUAACCAAAGCUGUUUCACUGGCUCAGCUUUAUAAUACUGCUAAUGGGGUACAGAGGUUACUCUUUCUUGGAUAGAAAUUUGUCAUUGUCCUCUAGAUUGCUACAAGAGCUCAGUGAAGAAGGUCAGUUUAUUUGUUAAGGCAAAUCUGUGCUUUGGGAAUAAAAUUAAAGAUUUAAAAAUUUGCAGUGGAUUUACAAAUGUGGCCUGUGUAAGGUUCCAAUGACAUGUGAUGUGCAGUCUUACAUGUAUAAUUUCCCUGCUGCUUUUUAAAUCCAAAGCAGCUGUGGGGGGCUGCAAAUAUAAGUGGAGGAAUUGGAAGGGGAGAAAAAGUUGCCUCCCCCCCCCACCUCCCCCGCAGCUUUUCCACUCAGUCUCACACUUACAGAGUGGCUUACCCCCUGCAGCUUGCAGGAGCAAUUUUGAUAGAAGUAGUAGUCAGAAAAGGAAAGUUUAAGUACCCCUUCCCUCAGCCAUUUCCCCACUUAAACUCCAAAGACAGCUUUUGUUUUUUGUUUAAAAAAAUGUGAUGGGAAAGAUGCAUGUGACUGUGUCUUUUCUAAUUUGGGCAAUUUCUAUGAAAUUGGUAUUGGCACCAGAAACAUUCAAGCAGAUUCUGGAUCUUGAGUAAGCAGUAUCAUAGACUAAAUUCUCACCCCACAUAUUCUAGCCUUAAUCCUCAAGCCUAGGGCUGGUUCUUUCUCAUUUCCUUCCUUUCCCUUGUCUUGUUAAUCACAAUCAUGGUGGGUUCUAGGCCAUAGGUCACCUGUCUAUGGGCCCUGGAAAGCAUUGGGACAGAUUUUAUUGUCCUUGGGGGGUCUAUGGCACUUUCUGUAAUACUCCUAAAGUGUUCUAAUAAUGCAACAAGAAAUUGCAAAACACAAACCUAUUGUUAACAAGAAUAGUGUAGUCAGCCCUCUAAAUUCACCCCAAGAAUCCCUUUACAAAACACACUUAAAAUAUCAAAAUGUAUAUUUUUAACAUUUUAAUAGACAGAUUGGUGAAACCUUACAUUUUUAGAUGCAGUUGUUUCAAAUUCAGGGCUUACUUACAGAUGCUAUUUUAGAAACAUUUUUUCUAAAAAUAAUAACGGUUCAUAAAUCAUGUUACAAGUUGAGGGAUGAUCUUUUUUUUUUCUUUUUAGUACUUUUAGUUUUCUUAUUUCAGUGGAAAACAAGCUGACUUACCUUGCCUUUGAGUUGCAUCCACUGAUGGAAGACGUUCUGUCAGCAUAACUGGGAAGAGGGCAAUUCCCUUCUCCCCACAUCUCUUCCCCCCACCCUUGUAUUCUCAAAAUGUGCUCUGAAGGACUGGGAAAUCCUCUAGCAGAUUUUGGGCCAGUGAAGGCAGCCAGGGAAGCACAGAGGGACACAAUCUUCAGACUUCCACUAGCACAAAGUUGAAUCUAACCCCAUGGUUUUAGAUUUUUACAAAAUUUUACAUUUUUAAGUCAUUAACAAAACACGUUUAACAUUCAACAAGGUAAUUCAUUUUAUACACACACACGUCUUUAGCCUUGUGCCUUAUUUUGGAGUAGCUCAGUAUGAAUAGCCAUUUGUCAAGGCUGGAUAAAUCCUGUUUUCUCUUAUUGUGAAGUGCAAGACAGGACUGCUCUACACUCAGACUUCCUGUAAAGGUCACUCCAGUGGGGAAGAACAGCUUGAAAGAGCCCCAAAAAUAGAGUGAGGAGGUUUUGAGUAAAAAGCCAGGGUUGGCAGGGUGGUGGCAAUGCUUCAUUGAACCAUGGUCUCCCAAAAUACUUUACUCUCAAUGUGAAUUUGAUUAUCUUCUAAGGUUAGUUUAGAGACUAACCUUAAGCCUGGGUAUCAAGGCAAUAGCAGCAAAUUUCUUUUCAAGCCACUGAUUAGAUUCUGUGUAUGCUAGAGUCAAUUGCUCACAAGUCAGCUUUAAUAAGCCUUUCUCUAUUUGAUGAUACCAAAAAGAUAUCUCUAAGAUCAGACUUGCAAGAAUUACACAACAUUGUAAUAGUGCCAUUUGCAGUUUUCUUUAUCUUGUACUUGAAAGCAAAUUAUUGCCACUUAAUUGAAACUGCUUUCGUGUCCUUCAACAACAGUGAGAGCUUACAUUCUAUAAAGCCUUUCUCUAAAAUAUAUAUUUUGUAACAACCUCACAGAAUCUUUAUCUAAUGAAACCAAGAUUUGUAUUAGCUUUGUAUAAAUAUGGGGUGUUCUGUGGCUUUUUUAUAUGUGUAACUUUUGUAACUUUCCAGGGACUAAGAGAAUCUGCUACUUUGUAAAUUUCCCCCUAGCCUUUGUUCUGCGUUGGCGAUAAAUUAUUUCUAAAGACGGUCUUAAGACUUUAAAGGCAGAAUUUUAAAAUGGUUCGAUUACUAAUAGAUGAAAACCUCUUUUAGUUGUACAUUGCUUUCUGUACAUACUCUGCAGGUGUUCCAACCAUUAAUAUUGCCUUAUGUAAAUUACUGACGGUAAAUAAACAAUAUACAUCCUCA